Messenger RNA from Porites evermanni, 4971 nucleotides. The record is from the annotation of a GenBank genome assembly. NCBI's taxonomy places the organism in Eukaryota, Metazoa, Cnidaria, Anthozoa, Scleractinia, Poritidae.
AUGAAGGAGUUAAGGAAUAAGGGGUUUCGAAAGCUGCAUGUACGUCAUGUAAAUGGACAUCAAGAAACUGGCAUCUACAACAAUGAAAGUCUUCAUAUAUCAGUCUGCCUUGGGGAAGACUAUAACUUGGCUGGCAGACAGCAUGAAAUAACCAGUGAUUUCAAGGUAGAUUCUUAUAUCUGGUGGAACACAGGUUAUGCCGUUACACUUUCCCUGGAAAGAAGUAUGAAAGAUGUUAGGAUUGCUUGUGGAACAAUCACUGUUAAGGGGGCGUUUGGCCACAUUAGUGAGAGGAAAUUCUGCGAAGUUGGUAGGUUAAACGAGAUUACUUUUUUUUUCUUUUUUCUACGUUACUUCGUCCUCCAAAAGAACGUUUCUGAGGUUACCCUUUGUAGUGCAUGUUCAGAAAUCUGGCGUUCUGGCGCUCCUUAAUUGGCUCUCCCCAAUUCUUCCUCACCUAUCAAACGCCUGCCAAGAAGGUUGCCAAUGUCUCAAGUGAGGCCAUGUGGCGGGGCCACCGCUGAUAUGUGAAUUUUACCAAAGUUAUUUUUAGACCAAUUAAAUGCUUGAAAUUAACCGGAAGUUGGUUUCUGGAGAGGUCCACAAACUUUUCUUCAGUUGUGUUGGAAGAGAAUAACGGGAUGUGCUCUUUUGGUGUAUUGCAAUUACAAUAUCUCCAUUGUUUGCUUUGAGGCGGUAGCGCUUUGACUUUGCUUCCCAGGAAUUAAACUUUCUCUAAACAUAUCUCCAAUGAAAUUCACAUGUCCCGGGGAACACCAUAAGAUUCCCUCUCUGUCCGACAAUGUUCUCUUGUUUUACCUGUAAUACAUAAAUAUGGGUAAUUCGGAUGACCCGUUUCCGCUGCUGAUGUCUAACAAGCAUAAGUGAAAUCCUCACAGAUCUUUGCGGCUACGUAAGAAACCUUUUAAAGGUGCAUGGAGACAUUUUUAACACUGUACCGAUUGCACGCGUGCUUGAGAUGCCAGAGGAGUUGAUCAACCAAGUUGUGAUGUCUUGGAGAGGGGAGGACGAACAACUGAAGAUGAUAUUGCAACAAAGGUUGAGGGAGAACUAUAUGGCAGAAGACCUAACUUCACUCAGUAAAGACCUCGAGUGCUGGAAAAAGACAAAGCAAGGUUAGUCUUUAUAAUAGCGCUUGAUCCGGCAUAAAGGAAUUUUGUGAGGCGGCUACAGUUUGGUGGCCACGUAUAUGGUUUCCUUCACGAUCGCAAGAAUCAUGUUGAACCCAUAACCUAGGAGAUGGUCGCAUAAAAAAUGACUAAGACGGAAUCCAUCAGGAAAUUGAGUAAUUUCAAUUUUCAGUGGACAAAAGCCUUCACCUUGUAGCAUAAUAUUUUAACAAUAUCGCAUUCUUUUUUACAUUUCUCAAGGGCUAUAGAUACAAUUAGUUAGCUGUAAUAACACCAAAGACUAUUUCUCAUGAAAGACCGAGAAAAUAAGUGUCAAGUUUCACAAGAAUUGUGAAAACAGAGGUAAAAUUCGGAAACUUCAUGUGCAAGGUGUCAUUUUGUGAAAUUUGGAAUUUAUUUUCUCGGCAUCUCAUAAGAAAUUUUCUUUGGUGUUAUUACAUAUAACUAGUUACAUCUACAGCCCUUAAAAAAUGUGAAAAAGAGUGCGAUAUUGUUUAAAUUAUUCUAGUACAAGGUUUUUGUCCGCUGAAAAUUAAAAUUACUCACUUUCCUGAUGUAUUCCGUCUUAAUUCCAUUUCGUAAUGUCAGUGGAAAGUAAAACAUCCUUAUUAGAAAACGACUUUUACAAGGCUCUGUGGGCGGGGUGACUAAGGAAAGGAUACGUUCUCUUUCCCUUGCCCUUCACCACCCCCUCGUCUGCGAGUCUAAGGAGCAUUCUGGUAGGCUUUUUAAAUCCUUUGGGAAAGAACAGGGUACUCCGAAUUUCGAGUGAGAGGGAUAGUCAAAAGAUUUUGAGGUGGCUUGAAAAUUUUAAUUCCGGCAAUAAGGUCCAGUUCAAACGUCGAACUUUUCAUGUACCGAACUUAAUACCUGUUUGGGUCGACCCAAAUAAUAAAGAUUGACGCUUGAUUCAGACGUCGAGCUUUACAUGUUCCGAACCUAAUUCGUGGAGUAAACAAAUAUUAUUUUUUUCGCUUACAAUAAGAAGUUAAUCGACGAAAGUGGUUUUCAGUGACUCGGAUUCCUUCUAUUUCGAUUCAGUAGGAAUAGUAGACAAAGGUUUAGGAUUUAGCUUUCGAAUUAGUUACCAAGUAUGAAAAUCUUGCGUGUAGCGGGUUUCCUUCUCUAUUGGUCUGUUAUGUUCAGCUAAAUUGUACUUCCAUUGAAACACAACAAUAGAGUACCAGUUUUGUGCGGAAAUAGGCGCUUAAAAGCAAGUUGUAUAAACCGUUUUAUGCUGCCCAGAGUCAGUUUAAAUUCCACAGCAAGAACGCUGCUAAGGGAAGGUCAACGGUCGUCACGCUUCUGUGAGUUUUGUCCGCUCACGGGGUGAAAUAGCAAAUCAUAAGUUAACAUAAUUUAUGCAUUAGGUUCGGCCAGGCACACGAAAAGUUCGACGUUUCAAACGAAGUCGCUCCACAGUCGAAAUUCCCACGUAGACCAGUCCAACGGGGUCUUGGGUCGACCCAAAUUAGAUAUGUCGAACUUAAUUCAGAUUCGAUCGUCGAUAUUUUCAUGUACUUAAUUGAAAGAAUUAGCUUCGGUACAUGAAAAGUUCGACGUUUGAACUGGGUUUAAGUGUGCCCGUGUAUCCCGACCACCUAUUUAUGCGAACAUGAUACACCCAAACUGCUUUAAUACUGAUAAAACGCAUUAUAGAAUGGUUCCCAGGGUUAACCCAACAAUACUUGAAUUCGUCCAAUAAAUGUCCCAAUCGUCAUGCUUAUCGCCCAAAUUUAUUGUCAUUGCAACUUUCUCUUGACCACAUUUUUUAGAGAAGAUAAGAUGACUUCAGAUAGUGUGGAAACUUGUUUUAUGCUCUUGCGUUGCAAUUAAUUAAAAGAUAGGCCCCUUCCACACGUAUCCGUUUUUAUUUGAAAAUGGACAUUUAUUUUCUCUGUUCUCUGAAAAGUCCGCUCCUGCACAGUGAGUUGUUUAUUUUUUAUUUGCCCGUCCGCACGAAAAAGCAAAAGUUACUGGUAUCUGAGUCCAUGACGUCAUCGUUUUCAAAACCUCCGUUUUCCAUUUACAGUGGAACCUUGAUAUAAUGAACCCCUAUUGAACGAAGUCUUCGGUUUAUUACGAACGAUUUUCUUUACCCCAGGAAUAGUAAAAUGUAUGAGAAAGAACCUCAAUAUAACGAAACAUCGUUAUAACGAACUAAUUUUGCUAGCUAGUCCCUUGGCUCUUCGUUAUAUUGAGGUUCCUCUGUACACGGGUAAAGCAGAGCGGCGUUUUCGGAGGACGGGCUCUUAAUGACAAGACAAACUGCAAGAAUUGUGAGAUAUAAAAGCAUCGCUGUACCCUUUUGAAAGUUGACUUUGUGAUUCCAUUAUAUUUUUCACUAUUACUAGGUUCAACUUACAACGUAACACAGCGGGGGCAGAUGCAUGUCAGACACUUGAGAGAAUAUGCAGCUAAGAUCUCGGGCUUGCAACGCGCAGAUGCCAACUUAAUGAAGUAUUUUGCCUGUCAGAUCCAAACUCUUUGCGACACACUGUUAAGGGACUGUUGCAUUGAAUUGGAAACUUCUACAGAUGGUGUGGAAAGAACAGCUUCAUCCAGCAGCUAUGUACACUAUAUGGAAAUUCAUCGACCUGUGCCAAAAGACCUUAAAGAGAAACAUCCAGAGGUGUUCCCUUCACCAGAUGAGUCUGUCAAAGCGUUUUUGGCCAUUGUUCCUAACCUCAUUCAAAUCACCAAAGAAAUAUUCGUUGAGGAGGAGGUUUCACAGGUACAAAAUGGCUUAAGGGGCCUCCCUAAAGAAACAGUAGACCAGUUUAGUUCAAGUAUUCAAAAUCCUGAGCCGAGAAAAAACAAAGUCUUGCAUCUUUUUUAUGACGUAAGCAGAAUUUUGGAGCGGUUGUGUCUGAGAAAUUUGGAACAGCCAUCACAAAAAAUAAAGAAUUGGGGUAGAAACCUGGCAGUACUCAACAUGCUGGAGGCAUUAAAACCCUUUUUCAAACACUGCAAGCAAGACGUGAGGUUACACAAGCGAUUAGAGCUCUUUUCUGGAUGCCUGAGAGACGUUAUAUCUGAUCAGGUUGACCCUACUGAUCAAGUCAUAUUUCGAGAUUUUUGCAACGUUUCACUGAGUCUUGUAAAUUUCGCAAAGUUUGAUCCUUCAAAACUGGUGAAAUUUGAACUCAAUAACUCAGCAAAUGUUGCAAUGACUUUUUACAGUGAGGGUGUUGAAUACGAUAGCUCACUGGACACAUUUUCUCAGAGUUUUCAAUUGAAGAAAAAACCUGGAGAUGAACUACAGCUUUGUGUCGUUGCAUGUGUACACAUCGAUGGACAAAUUAGCAAGAAAGGAGCAUUUCAAUCAGUCAUCGUCAUUAACCCUUCCGGUGAGGAAGUUCUAAAUAGAUGCAUGAUUCAUUUUAUUGACGUAGCUGCAAUAAAGCUGGAAGAGCAAGCAUCGGACUUUCUACAAGUGUGUCUUUGUUCGACAAAGAAGCAGAAACUAUUGGAGGCUCUUGACGACCUCAAGAAAAAGCUAGGUACAGAUUUCGUGGAAACGAGACAAGAAGUAAGCAAGUCCCACCUUCAAAUACGCACUGUCAACACGGUAGAAACGAUUGUAAGCCUCCGUCUGGUUUACAAAUGGGGAUCUGAGGCAGUUUCCCUCGACAGCAAGGACUUCUUUACGUUGGCCGACUCGUCAGCUGGUGGAACAUGCAUACCAGAAGUUCGCCUUGUUGGUAAGAAUAAGUUAUUUGACUGCAUUAUGUCAAUGACUUUACCUAAUGUUUCCGCAUCAUUUAAAAAGAUUUUAUCCGUUUUAAUCAGUUAUUCUUACUAUAACGAUUAUUAUUAA